CGAAAGGAGCAGAGUUUCGGGGCUAGGGCACAGCCUGCGGCCGCGCAUUCUUGCGUCUGGCUAGCCGCGGGCUCUAAGGGUCUGCCCCGCCCGGCCCGCCCCCGCGGCUCCUUGCCACGCUCUCGCGGGCGCGCUCGGGGUGGGGCUUCGCGGCCGGCGGAGAUGCGGCCGGGGCUGCGCGGCGGUGAUGCGAGCCUGCUGGGCGGCGCGCCGGGGCAGCUGGAGCCGCGCGCCGCGGCGCUGUAAUCGGACACCAAGAGCGCUCGCCCCCGGCGUCCGGCCACUUUCCAUUCACUCCGAGGUGCUUGAUUGAGCGACGCGGAGAAGAGCUCCGGGUGCCGCGGCACUGCAGUGCUGAGAUUCCUUUACAAAGAAACUCAGAGGACCGGGAAGAAAGAAUUUCACCUUUGGGACGUGCUAGAAAAUAAGGUCGUUUGGGAAAAGGACUGGAGACACAAGCGGAUCCAACCCCUGUAGUAAAUUGAUGACUUUUCCGUGCUGAUUUCUUCCAACCUCGGUAUUUUCCCUUGGAGAUUAACUUACAUAUCUGAAGAAAUGGCAUUCCGGAAAAUUUGCGUGUUGGUUGGAGUAUUUAUUUGUUCUAUCUUUGUAAAAGGAUCUUCCCAGCCUCAAGCAAGAGUUUAUUUAACAUUUGAUGAACUUCGAGAAACCAAGACCUCUGAAUACUUCAGCCUUUCCCACCACCCUUUAGACUACAGGAUUUUAUUAAUGGAUGAAGAUCAGGACCGGAUAUAUGUGGGAAGCAAAGAUCAUAUUCUUUCCCUGAAUAUUAACAAUAUAAGUCAAGAACCGUUGAGUGUUUUCUGGCCAGCAUCUACAAUCAAAGUUGAAGAAUGCAAAAUGGCUGGCAAAGAUCCCACACACGGCUGUGGGAACUUUGUCCGUGUAAUUCAGACUUUCAAUCGUACACAUUUAUAUGUCUGUGGGAGUGGUGCUUUCAGUCCCGUCUGUACUUACUUGAACAGAGGGAGGAGAUCAGAGGACCAAGUUUUCAUGAUUGACUCCAAGUGUGAAUCUGGAAAAGGACGCUGCUCUUUCAACCCCAACGUGAACACGGUGUCUGUUAUGAUCAAUGAGGAGCUUUUCUCUGGAAUGUAUAUAGAUUUCAUGGGGACAGAUGCUGCUAUUUUUCGAAGUUUAACCAAGAGGAAUGCGGUCAGAACUGAUCAGCAUAAUUCCAAAUGGCUAAGUGAACCUAUGUUUGUAGAUGCACAUGUCAUCCCAGAUGGUACUGAUCCAAAUGAUGCUAAGGUAUACUUCUUCUUCAAAGAAAAACUGACUGACAAUAACAGGAGCACAAAACAGAUUCAUUCCAUGAUUGCUCGAAUAUGUCCUAAUGACACUGGUGGACUGCGUAGCCUUGUCAACAAGUGGACCACUUUCUUAAAGGCGAGGCUGGUGUGCUCGGUAACAGAUGAAGAUGGCCCAGAAACGCACUUUGAUGAAUUAGAGGAUGUGUUUCUGCUGGAAACUGAUAACCCGAGGACAACACUAGUGUAUGGCAUUUUUACAACAUCAAGCUCAGUUUUCAAAGGAUCAGCAGUGUGUGUGUAUCAUUUAUCUGAUAUACAGACUGUGUUUAAUGGGCCUUUUGCCCACAAAGAAGGGCCCAAUCACCAGCUGAUUUCCUAUCAGGGCAGAAUUCCAUAUCCUCGCCCUGGAACUUGUCCAGGAGGAGCAUUUACACCCAAUAUGCGAACCACCAAGGAGUUCCCAGAUGAUGUUGUCACUUUUAUUCGGAACCAUCCUCUCAUGUACAAUUCCAUCUACCCAAUCCACAAAAGGCCUUUGAUUGUUCGUAUUGGCACUGACUACAAGUAUACAAAGAUAGCUGUGGAUCGAGUGAAUGCUGCUGAUGGGAGAUACCACGUCCUGUUUCUCGGAACAGAUCGGGGUACUGUGCAAAAAGUGGUUGUUCUUCCUACUUUUUUUUUUUUUUUUUUUUUUCUCAUUCUGGAGGAGCUGGAAGUCUUUAAGAAUCAUGCUCCUAUAACGACAAUGAAAAUUUCAUCUAAAAAGCAACAGUUGUAUGUGAGUUCCAAUGAAGGGGUUUCCCAAGUGUCUCUGCAUCGCUGCCACAUCUAUGGUACAGCCUGUGCUGACUGCUGCCUGGCACGGGACCCUUAUUGCGCCUGGGAUGGCCAUUCCUGCUCCAGAUUCUACCCAACUGGGAAACGGAGGAGCCGAAGACAAGACGUGAGACAUGGAAACCCACUGACUCAAUGCAGAGGAUUUAAUCUAAAAGCAUACAGAAAUGCAGCUGAAAUUGUCCAGUAUGGAGUAAAAAAUAACACCACUUUUCUGGAGUGUGCCCCCAAGUCUCCGCAGGCAUCUAUCAAGUGGCUGUUACAGAAAGACAAAGACAGGAGGAAAGAGGUUAAGCUGAAUGAACGAAUCAUAGCCACUUCACAGGGACUCCUGAUCCGCUCUGUUCAGGGUUCUGACCAAGGACUUUAUCACUGCAUUGCUACAGAAAAUAGUUUCAAGCAGACCAUAGCCAAGAUCAACUUCAAAGUUUUAGAUUCAGAAAUGGUGGCCGUUGUGACAGACAAAUGGUCCCCAUGGACCUGGGCCAGCUCUGUGAGGGCUUUACCCUUCCACCCGAAGGACAUCAUGGGAGCAUUCAGCCACUCAGAAAUGCAGAUGAUUAACCAAUACUGCAAAGACACUCGGCAGCAACAUCAGCAGGGAGACGAGUCACAGAAAAUGAGAGGGGACUAUGGCAAGUUAAAGGCCCUCAUCAAUAGCCGGAAAAGUAGAAACAGGAGGAAUCAGUUGCCAGAGUCAUAAUAUUUUCUUAUGUGGGUCUUAUGCUUCCAUUAACAAAUGCUCUGUCUUCAAUGAUCAGAUUUUGAGCAAAGAAACUUGUGCUUUACCAAUGGGAAUUACUGAAAAAGGUAAUUACUCCUAAAGUGAGUUUUACAUGAACUGAAAUGAGCAUGCAUUUUCUUGUAUGAUAGUGACUAGCACUAGACAUGUCAUGGUCCUCAUGGUGCAUAUAAAUAUUUAACUUAACCCAGAUUUUAUUUAUAUCUUUAUUCACCUUUUCUUCAAAAUCGAUAGGGUAGCUACAAAACUAGAAUUGUUGCAUCCCUCAAUUGAAUGAGGGCCAUAUCCCUGUGGUAUUCCUUUCCUGCUCUGGGGCUUUAGAAUUCUAAUUGUCAGUGAUCUUAUAUAUGAAAACAAGUUCCAAAUCCACAGCUUUUACAUAGUAAAAGUGUAAAUGCAUAUGACAGAAUGGCUAUCAAAAGAAAUAUAAAAGGAAGAAGGCAUUUACAGUUAUGUGAAAACAUGAGUUAUUCAUAAAGAGAAAAUGAUGAGUUUAUAUGGUUCCAAUGAAAUUUUUUUUUUUUUUUUAAGAUUGUAGAAAUAAUCAGUUACUGGUAUCUGUCAUUGACCUUUGUUUCCUUAUUCAGGAAGAUAAAAAUCAGUAACCUGCCCCAUGAAGAUACUUGAUGGGAGUUAUAUCAGUGAAGCAGUUCGGCUUAUAUUCUUAUGUUAUCACCUUCCAAACAAAAGCACUUACUUUUUUUGGAAGUUAUUUAAUUUAUUUUAGACUCAAAGAAUAUAAUCUUGCACUGUUCAGUUAUUACUGUUUGUUCUCUUAUUUCCUAGUCUGUGUGGCAAAUUAAAAAAUAUAAGAAGGAAAAAUCUUUGAAGUAUUAGACUUCUAAAUAACGGGUGAAAUCAUCAAAAAGAAAAAUCAAAGUAGAAACUACUAAUUUUUAAAGAGGAAUUUAUAACAAAUGUGGCUAGUUUUCAACUUCAGUACUCAAAUUCAAUGAUUAAUUCUCCCUUUUAUUAAAACCAGUCUCAGAUAUCACACUGAUUUUUAAGUCAACACUAUAUAUUUUAUGAUCUUUUUGGUGUGAUGGCAAGGUGCUUGUUAUGUCUAGAAAGUAAGAAAACAGUAUGAAGAGACAUUCUUUCUUUCAAAAGGUAAUGGUACUAUGUUCACUGGUCUCUAAGUGUAAAUGUAGUAAGUUUUGUGAUGAAUAAAAUAAUUAUCUCCCAAUUGUAUGUUUGAAUAAUUUUAUUAGAAAAAUUUCAUACUGAAAUUAUUUUCUCCAAAUAAAAAUUAGAUGGAAAAAUGUGAAAAAAAUUAUUCAUGUUCUCAUAUAUAUUUAAAAAACACUACUUUUGCUUUUUUAUUUACCUUUUAAGAUAUUUUCAUGCUUCCAGGUAAAGACAGAUAUUGUACCAUGUACCUAAUCCAAAUCUUGUAUAAAAAUUUUAUUUAUAGUUAAUAAUCUAUGAUGAAGGUAAUUAAAGUAGAUUAUGGCCUUUUUAAGUAUUGCAGUAUAAAACUUCAAAAACUAAAGUCAUUGUCAAAAUGAAUAUGAUUAUUAGUCAGAAUAUCAGAAUAUGAUUCACUAUUUAAGUUAUCAUAAAUUAUGAUAAUAUAUGAGGAGGCCUCGAUAUGGCAAAAAUAGUUAAAAUGCAUAACAUAACACCAAACUUCAUUUUUAAAAAAAUCUGUUGUUCCAAAUGUGUAUAAUUUUAAAGUAAUUUCUAACGCAGUUUAUUAUAAUGGUUUGCCUGCUUAAAAGGUAUAAUUAAACUUUUCUCCUCUACAUUGACACAUAGAAAUGUGUCAGUGUAAAGCCAAAACCAUCUUCUGUGUUUAUGGCCAAUCUAUUCUAUGUCCAAAGUUAAAAGUAAAAUUGUUUCAGAGUCACAGUUCCCUUUGUUUCACAUAAGCCCAAAUUGAUAGACAGUAAGGGUGUUUAGUUUUAUACUAUAUUUGUGCUAUUUAAUUCUUUAUAUUAUCACAAUUAUUAAAUUGUGUAUACUUUCAUUACUUUUAAAAAUGUAGAAAUUCUUCAUGAACAUAACUCUGCUGAAUGUAAAAGAAAUUUUUUUUCAAAAAUGUUGUUAAUGUAUACUACUGGUGGUUGAUUGGUUUUGUUUUGUGUAGUUUGACAAUUCAGGACUUAAUAUCUUUUCCAUUUGUAUUGUACAUAAAAUUUUCUAGAAAUACACUUUUUUCCAAAGUGUAAGUUUGUGAAUAGAUUUUAGCAUGAUGAAACUGUCAUAAUGGUGAAUGUUCAAUCUGUGUAAGAAAACAAACUAAAUGUAGUUGUCACACUAAAAUUUAAUUGGAUAUUGAUGAAAUCAUUGGCCUGGCAAAAUAAAACGUGUUGAAUUCCCCAAC
This is a messenger RNA of Cercocebus atys (sooty mangabey), 5176 nucleotides long. It is a transcript of the gene SEMA3C, whose product is annotated as sema domain, immunoglobulin domain (Ig), short basic domain, secreted, (semaphorin) 3C. Gene Ontology annotation, molecular function: chemorepellent activity; semaphorin receptor binding. Gene Ontology annotation, biological process: neural crest cell migration; semaphorin-plexin signaling pathway; negative chemotaxis. The record is from RefSeq and is a predicted model, not a curated record. The coding region runs from base 556 to 2811 and encodes 751 amino acids. The transcript has 18 exons. Lineage: Eukaryota; Metazoa; Chordata; Mammalia; Primates; Cercopithecidae.